GUCCCUCAGAGCAUGGGCGCGGUGCCCCACGCGCCGGGCAUGGAUUAUCUGCAGAAGGCGAUGGACCGGAUGGCCCCGGAGCCGUUGCGCACCGCGCGCAUCGACGCCGUGCACUGGUCCUCCCGCUACAAGACACGCUCGGCCAUCGCCGACCGCCCCUUUGCCCGGCUCCCAGGCGGCGGGGUCGUCCUCCUGGUCGGCGAUGCCGCGCAUGUGCACAGCCCCGUCGGUGGGCAGGGCAUGAGUCUGGGUAUCCGGGAUGCGAUCAGCCUGGGCCCCGCCCUGCGCGCGUACCUCGAUGCGCCUGAUGACGACCGUCGGCUUAUGGAGUGGGCCCGCUGGCGGCGCGAACGGGCUCUCGGAGUGAUCAGUCUGACAGAGCACGGGAUGCGCUUGAUCACUUCGCAGCGCAAACUGUGGUUUCCCUCGGUUGUGUACGGAAUUAUGCGGAUGCUCGGACGGUUCAAGUUUGUUCAGAAGAUGGUCGCGCAUCGCAUGAGUGGGCUGGCAGAAGUUUAGAGCUCUGAUCGUCUCCUAAGCGUACACGCACAGUGGAGUUGGAAAUCGUGUAUUUACAGGCCAAUGCAAACCCGUAUCCCCUCUCAUCAUCGCACGGUGACCGAACAGACGUGGUUCGACUGUGUGGUUCAGUAGGUUUGACCGUGAAGGCAAGGAUUUGAAGUGAUUCGAGCGGCGACAAGGAAACCAGGAUGAUCAAAUGUACACGAAGCAUUCGAACGUGUAUGGUAGUAUGAUUCUUCUCCGAGGCCAGAUUGUCGACCACAGGUUCAAGUAUCACGGGGGAAAGACGUAUGUAGACUCAGAAUUGGAAUCGGUGACAUGACUAAGCAGUCAUUUCCUGUCAUUCGCAAAUAUAUGUCACUCAGGCUGUUACCACGAUUCACCAUCUUUUCGGGCGCAAACUGCUCCCUGUGCGACGUGCGUUUCUCCAGCUGCCAGUCCUGCCGCCUCCCGACUCAUACGAUCUCCUAUCAAGAUCGCUAAGCUUGAGCUCAGUCGCGUUCGCCAAACUGUGAGCUGCGGGCUCACCCAAUUUAGCUGCCCGCGCCCUCACACUGUCUAGCGCCCAUUCGAGAUCGACACGGUCGACAUUCACGCGCCAGGCAACGAAAAGUGGAACAAGAAAUAUGUGUAUUGGAUCCCUGCGCUGCACCUAGACGGACAGGAAGUCGCCAAAGGCCGCUGGGACGCAACGAACGUGAACGCGGCGCUGGAUCGAUGGGAGGAGAAUCGGAGGAAGACGCAGGGAGUGGACAAGAAGGCGUCGUGAUAGGCAGUGAGCCUACGUUGCCGUUCUACAGCCAGCCUUACCCCGCCCACCAAGGCGUAUGGGAACCGUCUGGACUGUACGCCCGGUACAACGACAAUAACGAUGGCGACGACGAUAUCCAUCCUCUGGGUUCACCCGACCGGCUCCCGCCAGAUCCGUACGCUUCCAGCAACACCCAGCCGCGGUGCUUCAACUGCGGCGACCAGACACACGUGCUGUCGGCGUGCCCUCACCGCCGUGACGCCGCGCUCGUCGCGCUCUCGCGGCAGAUCUACGAUUUCGAGCACGCGCGGGGCGGCGCGGCGCGCAGUCUGAAGGAGUUCGCGGAGCGACUGCGCAAGGCGGAUUGGGUCGCCGGGCCGCACGCGUUUGUUCCCGGGAGAGUGAGCUUUGAGCUGCGUAGGGCGUUGAGGUGGCGCGCGGACGGCGAGGAAGAGGAAGAACAAGUGGGGGGAGACGAUGUCCUAGACGAUAGCGACCCAAGAUGUGAAUGUGACGACGACGGACGAGAUCAUCCGUGGUUGAGCAAUAUGGCGCUGUGGGGCUAUCCGCCUGGAUGGGUUGCGGUGCAGGAUCCUCGAGAGGAGAUGUUGGCUAGGAUCAUGCACGAGAACAACCAAGACGACGACAGCAGCGACGGGGAAGGUGUGAUGAAGAUAUGGGGCGAAAACGGGGAAGAAGAGAUCCUGCUUACUCCCGACCCCGCACGCUCCUCGAUGGACGCUGAAAGCGUAGCCCCGACAUCCGACAAGAUGGUCACGAUGAAGCGAUGGGCGCAGUAUCCGGACCUGCAUUUUGUGUGGGAUCGACUGACGGUCUAUAACGGUCUCCUGCUCAGCGAACAUGGGCUUCGCCCGCCUCCUCUGAGGGGUCCACCCCCAGAACCUACAGAACGGCCACCUCCGCCACCACCAGACCCUCCGCCACCAGAACCUCUACCUCCCGCACCGCCUGUCUCUGUCACAGCUUCAUUUUAUCAGUCGCAGGGGUAUCCGUCCUACGGUUACUAUUGGCCGGCUGGUACUUAUGCCGUUCAGACGUACGCUCAGUCAGCGCAGAGCGAGUCUGUGGCUCUACAGGAUCAGGGAGAAGAGGAAAUGGAUCUAUCUGAUUGAUUCAACUCUUCGUCGCUUUUGAAUAGAAUUCUCUAUGUUCGUUACCCGUAUUGGUGCUUGGCGCAAAUGGGGAUCAAGUUUCCAAAUACAGAUCGGAG
Messenger RNA from Mycena citricolor, 2504 nucleotides. Lineage: Eukaryota; Fungi; Basidiomycota; Agaricomycetes; Agaricales; Mycenaceae. The record is from the annotation of a GenBank genome assembly.